GUUUUUGUUUUGAAUCUUCAAAUUAAUACCGCAAAAAUAUUUUGUUAAUUCUAGAUGGAAACUACAUUACAAAUAGACUACAGUCAGUGAUGAGAUGGUGCUGCUCACUUUUGCCAUCCUCUAAGGAAUAAAUUUCAAAAGAAGUUGCAACCAACACCUUUUCCGUUCUCCAUAAAAGAAUAAGAUUUGCAAAUUUCCCCAAAACACUAUUUUGUAAAUGGGCCCCAAUUCCAAGAAAACAGUAAUGUUAGGGCCUCUACCAGGUAGGGGUAACACUUAUUGUCCAGGUAGUUUCGUUGUCUCAUUCUGGCACAUUAGCCCUUGCCAUUGAGAAGAAGCGAGACAAAUACGUUCCUAUAGGAGCAGGGGGUAGUUUUAGUCGACUCUUACCAGAUCAGUCCGUAUUCAGUGUCAGUACUGUGCAGAUGACCAUCACUCUUUAGUCCACAUAAUGGAUAAACCUUCAACGUCCAAAGACUACUACGGUCGCACCUCAUUCACCCCAAUAGAACCGAAACGUUCGACUUCUGAUGAUGAAGACAACGACAGUGGCAUAGGACACCAAUGGAUAUUGGUAUACUUUCCAGGCAGCGAACCCGGGAACGAAUACGAAAUUGUAAAUGAAGCCGAAGUGGUUCCCGAUUUUUUAGAGACCUUCGGAACCCUUCAACAAGGAAGUUCAGUGCAAAUAAAUUAUGGUGGAACAACGAGAGUGUCCGCAGUUAUCGUUGCAAUAUCAGAUGAUAAGGAAUAUUUAAAGAGAAGCACAAAUGAAUUAACCGAAAAUUUCAAAGUUACUGAGAUUAACAAGAAAAAGAGAAAAUCUCUUAAAAAACGUUCCACAAGCAAAUCUCCCAUUACAAGUGACGAAUCAUGUGAUAACCGUUCGUCGAAAAAAGCCAAAAGAAAGAGCUCUCCAAAGGAUAUAAAAAAAGAAAAGUGCUCCCCGAAAACAAAAACUCCAUUAAACACUUCCUCAACUAAUACAGAAGAAAGUUUUGAUUUCAGUUUUGAAAUAAAAUCCCAUGACAUGGAUUUUGAUGGCGUUAAUGUGAAGCAGCAACUUUCCGCAUCAAACAUGUCAAAUAUGGAAGGUUUCAGAGGCUAUAUUCCUGUAUAUAGACCCGUUCUAAAAAUUAAAGAUCAAGAAACACAAACGGAAGACAAGUUGUCCGUGCUUAAAAUGGAAUACAACGAAUUGGAAAAGAAACUGGAGGAAAAACGAACUCAGUAUCAACAUCUCUGUGAAAUUGUUAAUGUUUCAGAACUAAAAGACAGACAACGUAAUUCUGAGGAUGAGGAUGGUGAGGUAGAUGUCUUUGAUGGAGAUAAAGAAAACGUCGAAGACGGAAUGAUACAAAUUGGAAGCAACGGAUCCAAAGUUCCGUGGCAAGUGUAUAAGAAAAUUAAAUGGGACAGCCACACAAGUGCAACUAAAAAAUUGCUUACCACCUUAUUUACAAGACAAGAAUUGGCUACACAUUCCCUUACAGGAAAAGCAUGUCCUGCUUUUCUGAAAACAGACAGAGUUGUAAAGAAAAGACUGGAUCCUCGAAAGAUUACAGACAUAAUUGAAUGUGUUACGAGAAAGUGCAAAAAGACACCUGAGGCCAUGGUGCGCCAAGCAAUCACUAGCAAAUGUGCUGACGAAAACAAACUUAUGAGAAGACGUUUAAAUGAUGAAUCUUGACAAGUAAAACAAACAUGAAAUUUCCGUGAGAUUGAAACGAAUGAAGUACAUUUUAAUUUUUUUAUUAUUAUUUCAAUUUUUGUGAAUAAGUUUCAUUUUUUUUUAAUUUUACCACCUGUAGAACCUGAAAAACAUUGUCAUGAAUCAUAUAACUUCAUUGGCUGUGAAAAGGGUUAAAAAAAUUAGACUAUACAAAAAUUAAUAUUGACUUGGUCUAAUUAUAAGUACCCUUGCUGUGAAUAUGUUAACUGUAGUGUUUACAUAAUUUAUUAAUAUGUAACGUUUUACAAUGGAAGUUCCUAUGCAAUUAAUUUAAUUUAAAAUUAGUGAUUGUAUUCAGUUUUGUUCUAGUUUAGUUAUUGUAGUCAUUAAUAAUAAUAUUUAAGUACAGCAGUUUAUAAAAUUAGAUUUAAUUUUAGUUUUCAUGUCGCCGAAACUUUGUUUAAAUAUUGACUUUUGAUUAUUUUCUUAUCGAAUGUAUUUAAAUGUAAUAAAAAUGUAAUGUAUA
Messenger RNA from Aethina tumida (small hive beetle), 2198 nucleotides. RefSeq names its product early boundary activity protein 1. Gene Ontology annotation, cellular component: nucleus. NCBI's taxonomy places the organism in Eukaryota, Metazoa, Arthropoda, Insecta, Coleoptera, Nitidulidae. Gene Ontology annotation, biological process: negative regulation of Notch signaling pathway; positive regulation of neuron differentiation. Gene Ontology annotation, molecular function: DNA binding; transcription corepressor activity. The transcript has 10 exons. The record is from RefSeq and is a predicted model, not a curated record. The coding region runs from base 452 to 1690 and encodes 412 amino acids.